AUGUGGAUCAAAACCAAUGAAAUCUACGGUGAUCUGUUUUGUCCACAAAUCGAUGGUGCUGCCAUUCUACAGAACGAGCAUCCGUCCGCUCCUUUUCGAUCGUUUCUUCGUACAUUUACACCCAGAGAGUUUGUUUUCAUGAUAGCCAUCCCGCUGAGCGUCAUUUUUUUUGUCAUUUCAGAAGAGAUGCACUCGCGCAAGACCACGAGAGUUGACACAGCCUCAAUUGCCAGCAGUGUUGAAUUUCAUGACGCUAUUAUCGAUGAGAACUUUGUGGACGGAUAUCGCAAAGCAAGAAGAGAAAAGGAGAUUUUCGAGUCUCAAAAAGGCGGUUUGAUUGAACGAUGGAUACGACACUUUACUGACAGAGCUCUUUUAAAACGCCUUGAGGCUUAUGAGGAUUCGGAGCUCAAAACAUUUAUCGCGCAGAAACUAUUCAAAGUAGACGGUAUACUUUGUGACGAACAGACGCGCCUGGAGCUGAUACAG
This is a messenger RNA of Cylicostephanus goldi, 489 nucleotides long. Lineage: Eukaryota; Metazoa; Nematoda; Chromadorea; Rhabditida; Strongylidae. The record is from the annotation of a GenBank genome assembly.